AUGUCUUGGCACUUUGUUGAGCGUUGGCUCGAAAAGGCAAGUCAGCACGCAACACUCGUCGGAAAGUUCUGGCUCACCUUCCUCAUCGUCUGUCGCAUGGUCAUCAUUGCAAGCAUUGGUGACAGAGUAUACGCCGAUGAACAGUCAGAAUUCAAAUGCAACACACAACAGCCUGGCUGCAACAAUGUUUGUUUCAACUCCUUCAGUCCGAUUUCUCAUCUCAGAUUUUGGUCUUUUCAAAUCCUUGCCUGCGCAAUGCCUUCCAUCAUCUUCGUCAUCUACUCGGGGCACAAGGCGCGCGAAAAGUCCAAGCUCGAGUCUGAAGCGAAAAAGCGCCAGAAGGAGCGAGCCCAGAGGCACCAAGAGCGCGGACCUACACAAGCCUCAGCCCCCUUCAGCACUAGCGGCGGAGAGAAUCGCAUCAAGAGUCCCAGCAAUCUCAAGGACACCGCUACCCAGACCAACCAGUCGGACAUUGUCGAAGAUGUCAACGACGACGUCCGCGGGAGCACCCUCAAACGACAGCGUCGCACACCCCGCAGAGGUGGAAAAGGCUCGUCUGGAAAGCCCAGCGAGCCCGGCGCAGGAAGCGAUGGUGAGAGCGACUCUGACAACGAAAACAGCCCACUUACAACGCAGCAACAGCAAAAUACUGUGCUCGACAUCGACAAGCGAUCAACUGCCGCUUCACUGCCUCCACUGUCGGGCUGCGGGGUCAAGAGUGUUGGCAGCACCGGCCCGCCGGAGAACGUGCUCGUCUGGCUGCCCUCUCAGCCGCCCAACCAAGUCAAACACCGAAAAGGCAAUCAACCAUCGACACAUGGCCAGAAUGGCCAUUUGCCAAACGAUCUUAUGCCCAUUGAAUUACCUCCGUACUCAAAUGAAUACCUUCAAAACGCAGAUGACUUUACCAAGCAGCAUAUUCAUACCGCUCCAAUAACACAUCGUGAUCCUGAAAUUACCAAAAUAAUCAAAAAACCAAAUCGUCAUUUUCGCCUCUAUGUGGUCUCUACCUUUGUGCGCCUGAACCUGGAGUUUGGGUUUCUUUACCUUCAAUGGCAUCUCUUUGGAUUCGAGGUGCCCUCCACUUACAAAUGUCGACAGAGUCCCUGCCCGAACGUCGUCGACUGUUUUCCUUCCCGUCCCCAGGAGAAAACCAUCUUCCUCUACUUUAUGUUCCUCUUCAGCAUCCUCUGCUGCGUACUCAACGUUUGCGAGUUUCUAGAGCUCAUUUGGAAGCUGCUCAAGCGCUGCGACUGCCAACGGCUCAAUUGCUGCGGCUGCCAGCAAAAAUACCAACGACCAAGUGAGGCAUCUAGACAGUACCUCCAAGCCGGUCCUCCACCCGCGCCAUUUAUCUUUGAUGGUCCGAGUGUGAGCAGGUUAGAAGGCAACUACGACGAUGGCCAUUACGACAAUCGUCCACUUCUAGGCGACAAACGACAUAGAUUUGUGAAACGCAGCGCGUCUGGGUUGAAAUCGCCGACUUCCUCCGCCGCCCAAGAGAAAUUGUUGCAAGACAAAGGUCAACGCGUAAGCCCGAGCAAGCAAUGGAAGUACUGGAAAGGCACCGAGUCCGAACAAAAUACUCAAGCCAAUAAUGAAAAGAGCACCAAUUGGCUCUAG
Messenger RNA from Oikopleura dioica, 1626 nucleotides. NCBI's taxonomy places the organism in Eukaryota, Metazoa, Chordata, Appendicularia, Copelata, Oikopleuridae. The record is from the annotation of a GenBank genome assembly.